Tauraco erythrolophus (red-crested turaco) is the source of this 951-nucleotide messenger RNA. It is a transcript of the gene PHYH, whose product is annotated as phytanoyl-CoA 2-hydroxylase. Gene Ontology annotation, biological process: fatty acid alpha-oxidation. The record is from RefSeq and is a predicted model, not a curated record. NCBI's taxonomy places the organism in Eukaryota, Metazoa, Chordata, Aves, Musophagiformes, Musophagidae. Gene Ontology annotation, molecular function: phytanoyl-CoA dioxygenase activity.
CCACGGCCAGGAGCAGCCGCUGCUCCUACAGGCAUUCCUACUUCAGCCCAAAUUAGUACUGAUCCUCAGCCAGGGAGGUUUCGCUAUACCCUGGACAACGAUGUCCUCACCACAGAGCAAAGGCAGUUCUAUGAAGACAAUGGGUAUCUGCUCAUUAAGAAGCUCGUUUCUGACGAAGACAUUGAGCGCUUCAGGAAGGAGUUUGUGAGGAUCUGUAAAAAAGAGGUGAAUCCACUGGGAGCUAUGAUUAUGAAAGACGAGUCCCUGAGAUCCCGGUAUGGUCAGUCUGAAAAAGUAGUUAAUAAAGUGCAGGACUUCCAGGAAGACAAAGAGUUGUUCAGAUACUGUACUCUGCCAGAGGUCCUCAAAUACGUUGAGUGCUUCACAGGGCCAAACAUCAUGGCAAUGCACACCAUGCUGAUAAAUAAACUUCCAGAUUCUGAUAAACAGACUUUUCUGCACCCCAUGCAUCAGGACUUGCACUAUUUCCCCUUCCGGCCCCCAGAACGCAUCGUUCUUGUUAGGGAGAGGCCCAACCAGGACAAGGGCUGCCUGGCCAUGCAGCCAGGGACUUGCAAGGAGCCCUUGAAGCCUCAUGGCUAUCCAAAGUGGGAGGGUAAAGCCAACAAACUUUUCCAUGGGCUGCUUGAUGAGGAUGAGAAGAGUCCCAGGGUUCACCUUGUCAUGGAGAAGGGAGACACGGUGUUCUUCCAUCCCCUGCUCAUUCACGGCUCUGGGAUAAACAAGACAUCAGGUUUCCGAAAGAGUAUAAGCUGUCACUUUGCCAGCUCCGAGUGCUACUACAUUGACGUCAAGAACACGAUCCAAGAGAGCCUGGAGAAAGAAAUAGUAGAAAUGGUUCGCAAGAAAUACGACACGACAUCCGUGGAACUCAGGGAUCUUUGGAACUUCCGAGCACGGCUUGUGCAAGGGGAAAGAAUUAACCUGUAG